CCAUCAAGUGGGAUGACAUGGUCGAAGAAUAAGGGUGUCACAAUCCUUGUAUAUUUGCAUAUAAAUGUUUUUGUAAACUGCUGGCGAAAGAACUUGAUAGUCAAAUGUACAAGAUUUUGACAAAAAGAUUCAGCUGGUUUUCUAUAACAGUGUGGAAUGUGGUGCUCAGUUUACAUUAUAUAAAUCUUGCACAUUUUACAAUGAUUUAUGGCAGUGGUUUUACAGUCAGAAAUAUGUUAUGAAUCUGUUCCUAUGUAUACUUCAAAGAUCUUAGAACAGGGGUAUUUUUUCCACACAAAGAUAACUAGAGAUAUUAUUGGAGAGGAAAUUUUUGAAAAUUCUAAGAGUUUGGUAUAAUGUUAUCAAGCUGUGAAAACAUAAAACAGGCUAUAUUUACUGUGUAAUAUUUUGUUUGGUAUGUAUUUAUUUUGGAGUGUUCGUUUUCUUCUCUCUGAAAAUAAGGCCUGAUGUGAAUAAAACCGAAAAUUGCUUGGCAAGAUCUUCGACUAGAGCUGGCAUAGAAUAGAUGAUAAUAUUUGCAAAAAGUGACUUGGAAUUUCCCGAAAUUCUUAUUUUCUAAGGAGGAUCUGUGUUUGAAGAAUAUUUCAUAUUAAUUCACAAGCAUACCAACGAAGGAUUUGGGUGAUUGUUGCUUCUGUUAAUUGUUUGUCCAUGUGAAUUUAUCAUAUUUUGAAAGAAGAGAGAAAAAAACACCCCAUGAAUACAAAACAUCUGGAUUAUAAUAUGUAUAUUGUCUGGAUUGUCUGUGCUCAGAAAAAAAUGUUGCUGAAAUCAACACAUUAAAGACAGUUUGUCGCAGUGUGCUACACAUUUCUAACAUGCUGCCCAGAUAUAUUUUCGGGAAAGUAAAAAAUGCUGCAGUUUUGUGAGAAUCAGGAUAAGAAAUGAAUGUGUUCUGGCGAAGAUCAAUUUAUUGACAAGGCCAGGAAUUUAUUAUCAUUCUUAUAUCAUUUUGUGAACCUCAGAUUUGAAGAUACAAGGAUAAAGACUCUUAUUCACAUAAUCAGUGGAAUUGAAAAAAAAAAAAUUCCAACAGACAAAGUUUGUGUAAUGAUUUUUUUGAAUUUUGAAACGUCGAUUGUGGUAUAUUGGCUAACAUGCAUGUUUGGAAUUUGGCUACAAGUUUCUGAGAUAUCGACUAGAUACAUUGUGAAUAAAAUUCAUGGAAACAUUACAAAAAAUGAGUGUGCAAAAUUGCUGUUGUUUGUGAGUGUUUAUAAAGAAUGAGGAAGUUAGAUGUUGAACAACAUAGUUACAAUUAGACUGGUUUAAUAUUGAGUCCAAAAUUAUCUUUUAAUCAAGUCAUAGUGAAUUACAUGUGAUGUAACUCAUGCACAGCUGACAAUACCAUAUAAGAUAUAUUAUCUAAUAUUAAUCAAGUGCAUUUUUCCUGAGCUGGACCUACAUAUGAUUAUUAUAAAACAUAUAGUUGGAUAAAGUACAGCAACAACACUUAAAGAUAUUAUGAGCCUAAUCUUAAAAGAAUUAUUCCAGACUAGAGCUACAUUAAAUAUUAUAAUAUGAAGUGAAAAGUUGUAUAAAGUGCCUGCAAAAUUUAAAAAGGCAAUAAAUAAGUUAUUGUUUUUGUGUGCAUACAAGUGAGGAUAUUGUGUAGGCUCGAGUUAGGAUACUGUGUCAGCCCCUAGUAAGGAUAUUGUGUCAGCCCCCAGUGGGAAUAUUGUGUCAGCUCCAAUUGAGGAUAUUGUGUUAGCCCCCACUGAGGAUAUUGUGUCAUCUCCCAGUUAGGAUACUGUGUCAGCCCCUAGUAAGGAUAUUGUGUCAGCCCCCAGCCCCCAGUUGGAAUAUUGUGUCAGCCUCUAGUGGGAAUAUUGUGUCAGCUCCCAGUCAAAAUAUUGUGUCAGCUCCCAGUGAGAAUAUUGUGUCAGUCCCCAGUUGGAAUAUUGUGUCAGCCCCUAGUGGGAAUAUUGUGUCUGCCCCCAGUGGAAAAUAUUUGUGUCAGCUCCCAGGGAGGAUAUAUUGUCAGCCCCUGAGUGAGGAUUUAUGUAUACUUGUGUUCAGUCAGGCAUGGAUAAGCUGCAGAUUCCUCAGCCUGGGCCAAGCACAGCUGAUCCCAGUAUCCUUGACCUUGCCGAUGAGAAACUUGACCUAGAUGGCAGUGUGUACCUGUGUGAGCAGACACUCAAGAUGACGAGCCUCGGUUUUGAGGACAGUAACAGUAAUGGUUACUCUGAGGGCAUCCCGAAUCCCUAUCGCCCCAUGGAUCUCCGGCCAGACUAUAACGGCAUGGAGCCGUUACACAAGAGUCGCAAAAACAAGGAAGACAAAUUUUGCGGCGUGUGCGGGGAUCGGGCCCUCGGGUACAACUUUGAUGCCAUAUCGUGCGAAUCAUGUAAAGCGUUCUUCAGACGAAAUGCACCAAAAGGAUUGGAUUACUUCAAGUGCCCUUAUGAAGAGAAAUGUAAGAUGGACGUCUCAAAUCGCCGAUUCUGCAAAAGAUGUCGACUACGCAAGUGCUUCGAAAUCGGCAUGCGCAAAGAGUACAUUCUCACAGACGAAGAAAAGAUGAGGAAGCGACAACGAAUUGAUGAUAACAGGAGGAUGCGCGAUCUCGAGAAGAGUAUGGCGCAGUCAGGCGUUGUUUCCCCAAAUCUUGGUGGUAUGUCACCCGCGAAACUCCGCUCGCUUGAGCCCGAAGAGGAAGCUGCCAUAAACGAGAUCGUCAGGGCUUAUCGUGCCUCCCUGGAAAUACCCAUCGAGUCUAAGGUGCCGAGAGAUAAUGCCAAUUUUGCCGCACUAGUGAACAUUGCUGAAGUCAGUGUGCGUCGUGUUGUAGAUAUGGCCAAAAAGUUGAAAGCUUUCAAAGCUUUAUCUCAGACUGACCAAAUCGGUCUUCUGAAGGGAGGAAGUAUAGAGUUGCUCAUUCUUAGAUCUGUAAUUUCAUUCGAUAAAGAAAAUAAUUACUUCUUAGAUCCAUAUGACAAGGACUCGCUAGCGUUAACGCAGGACCAGUUCAAGGAAGGAAUCGAGAAGAGCGAUAUGGGGAUGCCGGGUAUGAAUAUUCCCGGUGGGCCGACGGGUUUGUUCGACGAUCACAUGAAGUUCGUAAAGUCACUUGCGAUUGACCUGAAGGCCGAUGAAACCAUGUUGAUAUUACUGCUCAUGCUUUCGCUUUUCUCCCCUGAUCGGCCAAACGUAACCGACAAAGUCUACAUCUCAGCAGAGCAGGACAAGUAUGCACUACUUCUUCAGCGAUAUCUUGAAUCCAGGUAUCCGUAUCAAGUUGCUCGAUCAGUGUUCCCUCGCCUUCUUAUGAAGCUUACGGACAUUCGUAACUUGAACGAGGAGCACUCCCAAGUGUUGCUGAAGCUGAACCCAGAAGGACUCCAGCCGCUAAUGAAGGAAGUCAUGGACUUGCAUCUGAAAAAGAAAGGCACAGACACCGAUACGGACAGUGACGCAUCAUCGUCAAUAGCCUCCCCUUGAAUGGAGACGGUUUUGUUGGACUGAUAUUGUUAGCUCCCUUGAGUGAAAUAAUUUUAGUUCGGAGAUAGCUUGUGUUUUCUCCUCUAAUAGUAAGGCAUUGAAGUUCAGAGAUAUUUGUAUAUUUUCUCUGCUGAUGAUGCAGUGUUAUCUAUUGUAAGUUUUGUCGUUAAAGAUAGUGUAAGGGAGAUAAUUAAGCAGUCAGAUUUAAUAUUGUAGAUUGAUCUCCCUUUGUUGAACACAUGUCUUGCUGUUGGUUCAGCAGUUUUGGGGCUGAAAGCCUUGAUCAUUUGAUGUUAUAUAUAACAUAACACAUUGACUGUUCACACUGUUCACAAAGUAAAAGAGAGGACACAUCUGCGCCGUAGGAAUUAUUUGGCGGAAAAAAAACUUACAAUAAAUGUUGAUGAUGACACUUUAAAAUUGUGUAGAAAUAUAACUUGAUGAACUAUUUUGACAUGCCAUAUAUAUUGUCAAGUCCAUAACUUUUGCCAGAAAUGUGUUUUUGUCUCGUUCUUAGAUUUUAGAGUAAAAAUUUAUAUUAUUAGAAAAUGAAUGAUUUGCGUCCAUAAUAUAUUGAUUUACCUCAGACCUUACUGUCAUGAGAAAUAUGACUUGUUAUGAAAUAAGGAGUCAGUGAUGUAGUUUUGAUAUGUUAUGUGAUGAUGUCAUAGUUGCUGAUGAUGUCAUAGUUGCUGAUGAUGUCUGAGUUGCUGAUGAUGUCUGAGUUGCUGAUGAUGUCUGAGUUUCUGACGAUGUCAUAGUAAAUGAUGUCAUCAUUUCUGACGAUGUCAUAGUUAAUGAUGUCAUCAUUUCUGACGAUGUCAUAGUUCACAAUAAUGUCAUCAUUUCUGAUGAUGUCAUGAUAAAUGAGGAAAUGUCACAAUAAUAAAUUUAUAUAUUUGUAUGAUAAUGAGGUUUAAGACUAUGUUAGACUGUUAUAAGUGAAAAGUUUGAUUGUGAAACCUCACAACACAUUUUGUGAUAAAGAUAUAUAAUAUGUACAGAUGUUUAAUGUGUAUUUCCGGUGAACAGUUUAGGCAGUUGUUAAUUCGACCUUGUUACUUUAAUCACAUAUUUUUGUCUUUAAGACACCACAUAAGUAAUUCACACAUUUGCAACGAAAACGUUUACUGCAGCUACAUUACAUCUCAGAUGGUUGUCAUGGAAACUAAACUUUCGCAAUAAGACAAAGAUCGAAAUUUUCGUAUUUGUAAGAAUUGGUACAGAAACACAACAUAACUAGGGUUGUAGUCAAAAUAUGACAUUCAAUAUGACUCUGAUGUUAAAAUAAUAGCUGUUUAAGCAUAGAAUAUCAUUCAAGUCCCAGCUUCAUGAGGUCAUCAAAAUGUCAUCAUGUUUUUUAAGGAAAAACAUAUUGUUAACAUUUUGUUAAAGUGCCUUUGAAAGAUCAACCCAGUCAAUGUUUUUUUUGUUCAAUUCAGGUAACCAUUGCACUGUCUUCAGUAAAUAUAUUCAACUUCUAAUUCACCAGUAUUUGGUGGCAGAUAUUAUUUUCUUGUUAAAAGAAAUAUAUAUUCCAAGGUCUUAAAGGUCUUUUUUUAUUUCGUUUUGCGUUUCUCAAGCGAAAGAAAGAGCCACUGUUAAGACAUCUAAAUAUACAGAUUUUAAAUACCAAUGAUUGAAAUUAAGUGUGAAAUAUCUGAACACAUGUUUUAGACUCUGCAGUGCAUUAAAGUCUCUUGCCUCUACUCUAAGUGCAUAUUCUUCUUCUAAUGACUGUCUUCUUUCUAGGAAAAACAGAAUAAUAGCCCCAUUACAGAAUAGGAAAAAAAUAUCCAUUAAAAUACAUCGAGAUGCUCCUCCCCUUCUUUCCAGUGUUCUGAGCUAUUUCAGACUGAUAUUCUUCAUAGACUUUUACAUAAUUGCAUUUCAAUGUUGUUCCACAGAGAUGGUACAAAACUUUGACCGGCAAAAUGUAAAUUGUACUAAGAACCAGUUUUUACAGUUUUAUGGAAUAAAUGUUAGACAUAGAACCAUGAUAGUGUAAAAAACAUAUCCUGGACAAUGCAUUACUAGAACUUGUAUUUGUAAAAAAGAUUUUUAACUGUUUUGAAAUAAAUAGCCUCAACUUUUGAUGGACAAAACUUAUGAUUGUAACAACUGCUGAGUUUUAUACAGCUGAAAAUCUCAGGUGUCUGAAGUAAUCUUCUUACUUAAGACUGAUAAGCAUGUGGCUUAUUAAAUAAAUAAAUAAAUGUGUAUUUUCUGUGUUUUAUGUGUUAGGUAACUGAAUCAAUAUUUCACUUUCAAAUAGUGUUCUGUUGUACUAGAAGCUGUACAAUAACAAAAAAUAUUAUCAUUAUUUCAGGAAAAUAUAAAAACUGAAUAUCAACUUUCGACUGAUAAUGAUUGUUAUAAUAAUAUAUUUAUCUUUGCAAAUUGUUUUUAAUUGGUUUUAGUUUAUUAACUUUGAACACAUUUUUUUAAUUGCAUGAUAUUUCAAAAUUAUUUUAAAGAAAAAGUGUAAUUUUUCAUGACAUUAAACUGCGUUCUACUUCUAUAUGUCUGUAAUUAUGACAUUAAACUGCGUUCUACUUCUAUAUGUCUGUAAUUAUGACAUUAAACUGCGUUCUACUUCUAUAUGUCUGUAAUUAUAUUAUUAUAGAGUGAUUAUGUGCCAUUAUAUUGAAUGUAAUUGUUUUAAACGAGGUGUAGAUAUUCUAAGAUUUCAGGACUAAACUACUUUUGAGUGGUUGUAAAGUAAACAAAACAUAUUGUUUUGUAACUUACAAGAGAAAAAAAAUAAAAAAAUGUUUAAUAAUAUUUUCCUUAAAUCAAAGGGACAUUUGAAUGUUUUUAUAGAGAAAUAUUAAAAAAAAAUAAUCUUUCAUUCAUUUAAUCUUUCAAAUUCUAAAGCAUAUUUUUUGCAUAAGUAUGAGUUUUACUAGACUAAAUUAGUAUUUUAUUUUUUUUAAUAUGUUUUUUGAUUACAAAAGAAAAAAAAAACACAAAUUAAGUGAAGUUGAUUUGGUCUCUUUAAUUAAAGGAAAUUAUCUUGAACUCGAUUUAAAAAAACUAGAUAAUCUUCUUGAAAGAUAUUCAAGUUUUGUUAAUGGAUGUGAUCUUGGAUUAACUGUUUUUAUUUUAUGACUUUUGCUAUAUAUUUUUUUUUAUUUAAAUCAUCAACUUAAAAUAAGGAUUAAUGUUAUGGCAUUUGAAAUAUAUUGUGGCUUAAACCAGCAACGCAUAUAAACAAGUUGUGAGCUUACAAAUUUGGCAAAAACAUAUACACAGUUCUGGAUUACAUCUAUUAAUUCAGAAUCAAGAUUGUUUGUUAAAGCUGUUUUGAUAUUUUGUUGUUUGAUUGUUGAGAAGUUUUGAUUGUUUUUAUCCAAGGCUUAGGGCAGCAGUAUAUUUAUGUAACAUUACUCCGAUCAUUUUGCCCCACCACCCUCAUUUUUAAGCUAUAUUUGAAUGUGUUAUUCAUUUGUAUAAUUAUGGAUGUACAAAUGUUGAUACAUCAUUUCUAAAUGUUUGCAAACUGAGCUUAAAAGCAAUACAAAUUUAGCAUCUUAAUAUUGGGACAAAAGAAAAAUUUCCAUAGCUUAUAUAAUAGUUUUCAUCUCCCAGUAAAACUCUGACCUUACCAAACCUGAUUACAUAACAUGAUUCAAGUACUGUUGUGUGAAUUUAAUUGCUGUAAUUUAAAUAGCAAUAAAACUAAAGUAAACUGUAAUUUGAUGAUCUUUGGGUCAUUGUUUUUUUUUCAUUUGAAAAAAAAAUAAAAAGAUAUAAAAAAAAAAAAUGAAAUAUUUCCAGUUAGGCUUUUUCCUAAAAGGGCAAAUAAGGUUCGUGUUUCGUUCCUGGGAAAAUUCUGAAAGAAUCUGGCAGCCAGUAAUAUGACUGUUAAAUGGCAUGUAGCUUUCUUGUAGAAAAUCUGCAGCUUUGAAUAAGAUAUUUUUAUUUUGGCUCACUUAGAAUUAAGAUUGUUGUAACAUAUUUUUUCAAGAAAAUAAGCUUCGUAACUUCGCUUUACAUUUUUGCCUGUUUCUUCAGAAAAUGUUGUAUUGGUACGCAACAUGUAACUGAAAGAGUUUCAUGUUUGCAUGUAUUUUUAUGAAAAGCAUAUUGACGUAUUCAGGACGAUAGAAUGCCUUUUAUAAGUCAUUAAGUGCUUUAGAAAUAGCCUUGAAAAUGUGUGAAACUCCCAAUGCUGCUAAUUACAAAAUGUUAAUUACAUUAUUACUUUGUUUAAACUAGCUUCAAGAUGAAAGAAAAUAAAUUCUGAAGAGAGAUACAGAGUUACUGGGGUACAAUAUGCCUAAAGCUCUUGAGGAUUUAUCCGUAAUGAUGGAAAACACAGAUGUUAAAGCGGGUGGGGAAUGGAUUUACCAUGUGGGUGCCGGUAGUUUGAUACUAUGGUUGGAAAAUUAAUAAAGAGUUGUAAUCAUUUACAGAUAACAAGUUUUCAGAGAUUUGUUUCGAUUGAGGAGGCCACCCAUAAGUAGUUUUAACAUUUAAGAAACUUGUACUUUUUCCCACUGAAAUCAAUUUGUUUACCUUUUUGUCUUAUAUAUUUUAUUAUAUGUCUCUUUGUCACUGUAUUUUAGGUUAUUAAGAUGGUACUAUUUUAAUCAUUUGAAGGAUUUGUAAAUUUCUUUUCUGUUCUUUUUUAAUCAAAUAAUUAUGACUCUUUUUGUUUGUGUUGCAGAUUAAUUUAUAUUUGAUCGUUUUUCGUUUCUGUUUUUUUCUGUUAAUUAUAAGGUUUCUUUUAUAAUUGUUAUUAGUUUUAUAUCUUUGUGCUAUGUCAUUAAAACCUUGUUUAAUAAGAAUAUGUUAUCUUUAACUGUUUGAGAUUUGAUCAUCAUUUUCACUCCAAACCUUAUACCGAAUUUUACUGAAGUAUAGAUAAUAGCUAUAUGAUAGAAUAUAUGUUGGAGAUUAUAAAAGUGUGAAAAAUUGGGUAAAAAUCUCUAAUCUAUGUAAAUUUAUUAAUACAAUCUGUAGUAUUACAUAGAACACUAAUCAUUCUUUACACAUUAAAACCAAAUUGUUUGAAACUUAUUUUUUUAAUAAAAUUAUGUUUUCCAUUCAGUUCAGAAUAUGAAUACAAUUAUUUUAGUUUUGUAAAAUUUAACAUUAACGGAUAUGGAAGCAAAGUUACUUUUUUCCUGCCAUAGUUUUCCCUAAAUACUUAAAACUCAUCGCUGUUUGUGUAAUGACUAUGUGUGUGUAAUGAAAUACAUGUACUAUGAAAUCGUUUUGGCCAUGUAAUGAACGCUUGCAUUCGUGACUUUUAUGCUCUUUCAUUGUAAAUAAUCAUACAUGUGCUUUAUGUUUAAAUAAUGUUAUAUAUAAGCUUAAAUAGUAAUGUUGAAAACAGAAUGGUGAAGUUAUAUGCGUAAAUAAAUAUGUGUAAAGUCAA
Molecule: messenger RNA, 8851 nt
Organism: Mya arenaria
Lineage: Eukaryota; Metazoa; Mollusca; Bivalvia; Myida; Myidae
Product: nuclear hormone receptor HR96-like
Exons: 7
Coding region: 2023-3465 (480 amino acids)
Biological process (GO): negative regulation of transcription by RNA polymerase II; cell differentiation; positive regulation of transcription by RNA polymerase II
Molecular function (GO): nuclear receptor activity; RNA polymerase II cis-regulatory region sequence-specific DNA binding; zinc ion binding
Source: RefSeq, a predicted model, not a curated record